CAAAUAUGCGAAUCAAGUACAACAAUCAAACAACAUAAUAAUUUUCACAAAGAAAAUUAAAAAAAAUAUUUAUGUUAUAUAGUCUUAUUUUAUAUUCUUUAAAUAAUGUAAUACAAUAUUAUACAUUAUUUUUUUAGAAUUGAGAAAUACAUAUAAUAUCUUAUCCGCGCGUAGCGCGGUUAAAAACUCUAGUAUUAUUAAUUUUGGGUCAAAUUCUUCAUAGUAUUUCCACAAAAAUCAAUAAAUAUUAAUUACAUUUCCGAAUUAAUAGAAAUAAAGUUGAAUUUGGAAAUACCGUGAACACUUUGACACAAGAAAAAACACUAUGGAGGAAAGAGUCUACUUUUAUUUCUACUAGAGGCAUUGCCUCCGCGUAAGUGCGGAGUUGUGGACAUAGUUCUUAUUUCAUCUUAAUAUUUGUUUGGGUUAUUGUAGUUGUGAAUUUUGCGUUUUGAAUUGUUUUUCAAGUUUUUUUUUUAUAGUUAUAGGGUUAGAGUUAUGAUGAUGAACUGUGUAUGCAUUGUUCUCCACUUAUGAAAGACUAAACUGUGUUAGUAAUGUGAUUGAUAUAGUUCGUGUUGUUAUUUGUUAUGUCACUGAGAUUUAUUAUUUGUUUCUUGUACUGUUGAGAGUACAUAAAUUAUAUUAAAGCUGUUGAGAGUUUUUUUUUUGGAUAUUUUUUCUCCAGCUUAGUUAUGUAAGUUGUGUAUAUUAAGUAAUAAUUUUUCUUAUCCUUAUUAUGUUUGUUAUAUGUUUUUAUUUUAUUUUUAAACUUGUUGCUCUUUACCGGACCUUUAAAACAAAUACAUGAAGACUUGUAGAAAUAACUAUAAAAUGAGUGACAGUUCUGAGUAUUUGGGUUUUAAUGAGUUUUAAACGAAUAUAUGUAUUUCUCAUAAGAAGACAAUAGCAUUGACAUGUUGACAUUGGGCAUAUAAGCUAUUUUAUCAGGCAAGAAGAGUGAGCAGGUGGAGAUGUUGUUGCCGCCAUUGUGUCUGUCGGGAUUGUCUGUUGUAUCUCCUGUUGUGGUUGUGUUUGUUUUUGUUUAUCUUUUAUUUGAUGGGUAAUAUGUAAACAAAAAUCAUUGUUCGUUGUAUUUAUCAGAGUUCAUAACUUACUCUGUUGUUUUUUGUUUAGGUAAUUUCAUUGAUCUUGGUUGCCGUCUUCGUCUUCUUCGUUGCGAAAGUAAGUUUGUAAAUUGUUAAAUAGCUGAUCGUGUAGUUUGUAUUUGUUUAGCUGACUCGAUGUAUGUGUCAUUGAGUUUUAGUUGAGGUGAUUGGUUUGGUAUAUUUAUUUUGAAGUUUAUUUCUAAUAUUAGACAAAAAAAGAGGUGAUCAUUAAUGAUUCGUCUUUUUUGGAAUUAUAGUUUUUGGUGUUUUGAUUGUUUGGGUUGUUGUGGUUUUUUUUAAGUUGUAAAAUAAAGGUUUGUGUAAAAUUAGUUUGAUAAGUAAGGGAGAUAAAUAGACGACCACAAAAUUUGGGUAGGAAAUAUUUUUGAUUAUUGAUGUUAGUACAAUAUAGAUGGUAAUAUAAAGGGAAUUGUGUAUUGAUUGUUUCUUACGGAUCAAUGAGGAGACGGAUAACGACUCGAGUUGUUUCUUUACUAAGGUCAAAACCUUGGACAUAACGGAUUUGCCCAACCACAUCUGCAAGUUUAAAUAUCAUUUAUGACAAAGACAGAUAUUAUAAACCCAUAUGCAAUAUGAUAAUAUACCUGAGAGUUCUAGCACCCAUGAUGACUUCAUCAAUAAUAGUUGGUGAGAUGAAACAAAUGAGAAAUGGAUGAUCAAUUAUCUUGUACAUGCUUGAGCACCUAACAACCUCAAAACAUUCAACUUUCACAAUGGAACCGGUUUUCAAAGAUGACAUGUAAUGAUUAGCACGUCCGGCGGGAAUAAACCCAUGAAUAACGAAAUCUGCAAAUAAUAUUAUUUAACAAAGAAUCAGGAAAUCAAUUAAAAACAACUAUAUUAAAUAAGUGUGAUAAAUUGAAGAUUAACUUAUCUUUUCAUCAAGGAAAAGAACCGUGAUUCCUAUAAACUCACUGUCUUUCUUGAAGUUCAUGAAAUCCCAUAAGCGAGGAGGUUAGAGGCUAUGCUCUGACUACUACAACCAACACGGAGAGACUCGAAGGUUGAGUGACGGAUGCCGAGAAUGCCGGUUUGAGGAACUGGAGAGGCAGAUAGACAUUUUCUAGAAGAUUGUUAAAACCAAGAGGAAACAAUGAGUUUUGUGGAGAUGCAGAAUGGAUUCAUCAAAGAUGAGAAUCAUAUAUAUAUGGUUUACAGAAAUGCUAUAAAUCAGGAACAUUUAAGAUCAAGCGAUUUAAGAUGGGGAGAUGAAGAGUUCACCGGUGAAAAAUAGAUUACGAAUAGACACAAGGGCACAACUCUGUAACUCAGAUUUGUUUGAGACAAUGAUGAAAAGAACUCUAACUCGUGUUAAACGAAGACAAUUUACAAUAUGGAAAAAAUAUAAUUGUUGUUUUUUUCAUAUAACGUGAUUAAUCUCAUUUAAAAAUGAAACUUAUAAUACACUUGUAAGUCCGAUCUACAGAGAAAACUGAAAAAGCAAAGGUUUCUGACUUUCAUAAAUAUAUAUUAGUUUCAGUCAUGUACAAAGUAUCCUUUAAUAAAGUAUAUUUUAGUUUACUGAUAUAAAUAUUAAUGUUUAUAUCUAAAUAAUUUGGAUUCGAGCCACAAGCACACUUUUUAAAAGUGCGACCCACCAAAAUGUUGAUGUGUCGCCUCAUGUAAAAGGUACUGUACUAUUAUAUUAUAGAUUACUACGUAUCUUAAAUAAUGUUUCAAUAUUAACACACGAAAUUAGGUUUAAAAAUUCUCUAUUACAUGCUUUUGUAAAAUUGAAAUUAAGAAACGUUUAAUCUUUUAUCUUUUAAGCAAAAAAUAUCAUUAAUUAUUCAUAUAAGCACAAUUCGAUCAAUAAUAAAAUAAAAUGAUUUAAAGAUUCUCUAUGUAAGCGUGUACACAAACCGUAUAAAUAUCAGUUUUAUAUAUUUUGCGUGGUUCACGAUUGCUUAUAGACUUGUAUAUAGUCAAUGGGAUUUAAUGUUUUAUCAUACCCUAACAGCUUACAAAUUACUGUUGGUGUAUUAAAUGCUAUACCUUUUCAUCUAGAGACCUUAAAAUCAACUAACAAUAAUUGAGAAAAUUCACACAUAUCGUUCUAUAUUUUAAAUCGUCUAUUUUAAGAAUUUAUUUGCUUUAACCAAUUCUUGUUAGUAUGAGCACUCAUAACAUCACGAUCGGCAACCAACAAUAACUAAUCUUUGGCCAUCUACUAUGUACAUCACAAUUCGUAUAUAUACUCGUACUCUUCUGGAUUAGUUAUAUACUCGGUCGAUAGGAAUAUAAACAAUAGGAAUAUAUACUCGUACUCUUCUGGAUUAUAAUUGGGUCGUGCGAAGAGCAUACAAGUAUUCUUUGUCAAAAAAAAGAGAGUAUACAGGUAUUGUUCUAUUGUCAGUUUUAUCUUAUAAAAGGAAGAGAUAUUAUUAGCAUAUCCGAUCAAGAUGACUGUUUGUUUAACUUGGGUCUUUCCGACUGAUGGUUCUUAAAUUAAUAAUAUUAUAUAAAAACUGAUAUUAAAAUUUUUUUUUUGCAAGAGAUGUAUAUGCGUUAAGGAUGAGCACGAAUCAAAUAUUAGGUUUUGAAAUAUUUGUGAUCUGAUCUGUUUCAUCCGAAUAAUCAAUAAUUUAAUUUCAUCCGCUACCGAAAUGUGAGAAAUUUUGGUAUUUUGAUAUUUGAAUUUUUUUUAUAUAUUUUUAAUCAUUUAUCCAAUUUGAUUCGUAAAAACAAAAUUAAUAUUUUUUAAAAGUAUAUAAAUAAAUAAUUCAAUUAAAUAAAAUUCUUAAGUUUCUAUACAAAAUAUAUUAAUUUUAUAUUAUAUAACCAUUUAUGUUUUGUGCUUAUUUUAAUUUUAUCAUUGAUCGAAAUUGUAGUUGGCUAAAUAGUUAAUGAUUAUAUUUAGAAGAGAAUUAUUAUUUUUAAUCUGUACGAAUAAUUCUAAAUGUCAUCUAUAUAAAAACAGAAAAGAGUAUUUUAUUAUUGUGAGUAUACGACCCAUUACAUGUGUACCUAAAAAGGAUUUCAUGGUACACGAUUAUAAAAUUUGUGCGGCAUGUGUCAGACUGUCAGGUUGGUGAAAACAACACCAAAGGAAAAUACACAACCAUUUUCACACGGUGUCAAUAACUUAUGAUUGCUUUGUCAAUAGAUAUUACAAUCAGAAAUCGAAGUAUAUGCCAAUAUGUGAAUGCAGAAAAGUAUAUACCACUCAUCUAUAAUUUUGUCAACGUCUUUCAAACUAUCAUUUGUUUGACUGAUUCUCUUUAUUUCUAAUUUAAGAAUUCUUAUAAAAGGGGGUGUCGCUUUCUUCAACAAGUUUUGAAAAUUUUUUUCUUCCGGUGUAGCCUUUAUUCAAUUCCAUGACAGAACCAGAGUUGACAAGACAUUACGUGCUCUGUAAUAACUCGACUCGCUUCUUAUAUUCAUGUCAAAACUUAAAAGAGUUUCAAGUUUGGUCUCAUAUCAAGAUUACAAAAGAUGGCAGAAAGGGUAGAAGCAUCUGUUACAGAUGGAGAAAGUACGAUCGAAGAAAGAGACAGAGAACUUAUGAGGGAAUUUGAGGAGAGACUCGAUCAACCCAUGGAUGAAGAAGCUAAUAUGCUCAAGGACAUGAACAAAGAAAAGGGCCUAUCGACGUUGAUGCUACUGAGACUAUCAUUCCAAAGUCUAGGGAUAGUUUACGGCGAUUUAGGGACUUCUCCAUUGUAUGUGUUCUACAAUACAUUCCCUGAUGGGAUUAAAGAUAGUGAAGAUGUCAUCGGAGCUCUUUCUUUGAUCAUUUACUCUCUUCUGCUCAUACCUCUCAUCAAGUAUGUCUUCAUUGUCUGCAAAGCUAAUGACAAUGGUCAAGGUGGGACUUUAGCUAUAUACUCAUUGCUUUGUAGACAUGCUAAAGUGAAUCUCAUCCCAAAUCAGCAACGCAGCGAUGAGGAUCUCACGACUUAUAGUCGAACUUUAGUAGCUGAAGGAUCUUUCGCUGCUAAAACAAAGAAGUGGUUGGAGAGUAGACAUUCCAAGAAGAGAGCACUUCUUGUCGUUGUUCUUCUAGGGACGUGUAUGAUGAUAGGUGAUGGUAUCUUAACCCCAGCCAUCUCCGUUCUUUCAGCCACUGGUGGGAUCAGAGUCAACAAUCCAAAGAUGAGCAGCGACAUCGUUGUGCUUGUGUCCGUCAUCCUUUUAAUUGGACUGUUCAGUAUGCAACACUAUGGUACAGACAAGGUAGGAUGGCUCUUUGCGCCUAUCGUUCUUAUUUGGUUCCUCUUCAUUGGAGCCACUGGCAUAUACAACAUCUGCAAACACGAUACAAGCGUUUUAAAAGCGUUUUCGCCAAAAUAUAUAUACUUGUACUUCAAAAGAAGAGGGCGAGAUGGUUGGAUUUCGCUCGGUGGCAUUCUUCUCAGCAUAACAGGCACGGAGGCACUAUUCGCGGACAUUUCUUAUUUCCCUUUACAAGCGAUACAGCUAGCCUUUACACUUUUUGUGUUCCCUUGUCUUCUACUAGCAUACUGCGGACAAGCUGCGUUUCUUGUGAACCACAAGGAACAUUAUAAAGACGCCUUCUAUGCAUCUAUCCCUGAAAGCGUAUAUUGGCCGAUGUUAAUAGUGGCGACCGGAGCUGCAUUCGUUGGGAGCCAAGCUACCAUCUCAGGGACUUAUUCGAUAAUCAAACAGGCUGUGUCUCAUGGAUGUUUCCCUCGAGUUAAAAUUGUUCACACUUCCAAGAAGUUCCUAGGUCAGAUCUAUUGCCCUGAUAUUAACUGGAUACUCAUGAUUGGUUGCAUCACCGUCACUGCUAGUUUCAAGAACCAGACCGAGAUCGGAAAUGCAUACGGAACUGCGGUUGUGGUCGUGAUGCUUGUGACUACAUUACUGAUGGUGCUGACCAUGCUUCUCGUGUGGCGGCGCCACUGGAUCUUUGUCCUUGUAUUCACCAUUCUCUCCCUCUUGGUGGAAUUGUCGUACUUCUCCGCUGUGAUUUUAAAGGUCAAUGAAGGAGGAUGGGUUCCGCUCAUGAUAGCAGCCAUCUCUCUUCUGGUAAUGUUUGUUUGGAAUUACGUAACAGUCAAGAAGUAUGAGUUUGAAGUGCACAGUAGAGUUUCCAUGAGCUGGAUCCUCGGUCUCGGUCCCAGCCUUGGUCUUGUACGUGUCCCCGGGAUCGGGUUGGUUCACUCGGAACUAGCGAGUGGUGUCCCUCGCAUCUUCUCUCAUUUUAUCACUAACCUCCCCGCGAUUCACUCCGUCGUAGUGUUUGUAUGCGUCAAGAACCUUCCGGUAUACACUGUCCCUGAAGAAGAGAGGUUUCUUGUGAAGAGAAUCGGACCAAAGACAUUCCGAAUGUUCCGCUGCGUAGCCAGGUAUGGUUACAAAGAUCUACACAGGAAAGACGACGAUUUUGAAAACAAACUGUUGGAUCAUCUCUUCUCGUUCAUCCAAACCGAAACAAUGAUGGAGUCAGAUUCAAACUAUAGCCCUUAUUCCUUUAACCAUAGACAAGAUUCCAGAGAUGAAUUGAUACGUAACAACAACAACCACGGUAGAAAAGAUAAAAACAUGGUUAUGUUCUCAUCGAUGGUGGACUACACGGAAUCCGCGAUAGUUCCAGCUGAUUCACCACAUAGCGCAAUGAGUUUCAGUCAGAACUACCCGGUGGAGGAAGAGGAGGAGGAGGAGGAAGAUGAGUUGGAGUUUCUAAAGAUUUGUAAAGAAACAGGGGUUGUCCAUAUCAUGGGAAACACCGUGGUGAAAGCUAGAAAAGGAUCAUUGCUUCCAAAGAAGAUAGCCAUUGAUUAUGUUUACCGGUUUCUUGCUAAGAUGUGUAGGGCUAAUAGUGCUAUCUUACAUGUUCCCCAUGAAACCCUUUUAAACGUUGGACAAGUCUAUUAUGUUUAGCGUUUUUCAACUUUUGUAAAACAAUUGCUGAUAAAAGGGUAAUAAAGGACACUAAUCACAAGGCUAGACCAUACAAACUGUUAUGGUUUUGGUGUUGUGAAAUCAAUCAAAGUUUCAUAUUGAAAGUUUAGAUAAAUAACUCGAAACCAAAAAUCCAUGUUGAUUUUACCGAUAGGUCCAAAGUAUCAUAUUAAUAAUAUUAAUAGGUUCCAGAAGAGUUGGACAUGGACUUGAAAAAGCUCAACAUUUGGUCAUGGUGAAGUUUUUUUUAUCAAAAUGAAUCUUAUUGCAUUUAUUAGAAGUCCUGAAAAAAUCCCAAGAACCAAUAUUCAACAGAUGGCUAGAUGAAGCAGCGUCACUCAUGAUCAGUGGCCAUCUUUUUUUUUUUUUGAUAAUUCAUGUAUCCGGACCUCUCACUUAGUCCGACUAUCCCACCGCGUCCAACCGGAACUGACGAGGAAGGUCCUGGAGACCAAACGGAAACCAUGCUAAAUUCGCUGUGGUCAGGGCUCGAACUCGUGAUGGCGGACACCUCAGCCGAGGUUCCUUUACCACCAGACCACGAGGCUCGAAACCAGGUUGAUGACGUUACGUUUUGCCCCAUAAUUAAGUGUUUAUUACGUGUCUACCUUUUUAUGCCUUUCUGUUAUACACGAAACGUACAUGCUUUCUGUGUGUAUAUCUUUUACGCAUGUUUAUACAGUUUACCGUUUGGAAAAUGUUCUUUAGAUUUUAUUUUAGAAUUCUCAAGAUUUUAUUUUAGAAUUCUCUUAUAUCACAAUACUAAAAGCACAAUAAGCUCGACGGAGAGAGCUGCCACGUAUUAAAUUAAAUCGACCAAUUAGAAAGCAGUAUGGUGCCAGGUCACGCCAGUUUUGUAGAAACCCUACCUGUCUUAUCGUCUUCACCUUCUUCCUCCGCAUCAGAGAAACUAAUGCGUUUCUAAAUUCUCCGAUCCUCAUAUAUUAUUUCGUCUUCCACUCCUCUGGCUCAAACCCAUAUCUCGCUUCUGCUCACUUUGCAAUAUUCACCAAAUAAAUAAGUAAUCACAUCAAGCAAUGGAAACCAAAGCAUAAUCCACCAGCAAGGCGCUAAUGGCUGUUCUUCAACGAUGUCUCUCAUGGCUUGGUGGAUCGCCUUUCACAUGCUUUUACUUUCUUGCUUCUCUCUUUUAUCGAAGUUUCUGAGGAAAGAUUACAAUAGCUGUAGUGAUCUAUUGUCAGCUUAAGGCAUUCUUUUACUGUGGAUAGAACCUGUCAGAACUGGUUUAGAUUGAAAUUUUUUGAUGUGUCAUCUCGCUUUGCUCUUUCAGAUUCUUUUUUACCAAAUUCACAAGUCUUCCUCCAUUGUUUGUGAAUAAAAUCUGGAGCUGACUCUUGCAAGUAAGUUUCUCUUAUUGGCUCUCUCUAUAUAUAUAUGUAAAUAUUGUGUGUCAAGUUUAUAUUUUUGGAUUUUCCCAUCAAUUGCAUGUAACUUUUCUCUUCUCAUUAAGACAUGGGAUUACAUACUUAGUUUUGGUCUAUAUCUCUGAAGCUCUCUGAAGCUUACAAGACCUGAUGAAUUGUGUCAGUUUUUCUUCUUCUUUGGUUUGUAUUACUAUACAGAUAUGUCUCUUGACCACUUGAACUGGUGGUUUCAGUGAUUAUAAAUUUUUAUUUUGUAGUUUGGGAUCUUUGUUAAGCAAUGUACACAGAAUAUUUCAGGUCCUACUAUCAGUCUUGCGAGACUUAUCGGAAGAUACGUGAAGCUUCAAGAAUAGACAGCCACAAACUUAUACCAAUGUGGUUCAGGGAUAAAAGAGAGAAAGAGCAACAACGUCUAUGUAAGAUCCAAAGAGAUGAUGAUGCUGUAACAUCACAAGCACCUCAAGAACCUACGACUCCUAAUGCUGGUGAUGCCUUACGUUCACUGUAGGAUCAAUAUUGAAUCACACAUGAAUCGACCAACAAAUAUUUCUCCUCUUAAGGAUUAUCUAUGAGCAAGCUGUUAUUCGGAGCGUAAAAAAUGAGAAUCAAGAUGCUUUUCAAAGAUUACUUCCUUUUGACAUUGGCAAAAGUCUAUUUCCAAAAGGGGGUUGUCUCAGUGUUUCCUUUUUCUAUGGAGCUUCGCUGUAUACAUGGUCAAUCCAUUUCUCAGGCCAUGAACUCCAAGAAAGAAGAAGAGGAAGGCAAUGAAAGAACCACAUUUGAAAACGUGGCAAGAGAGAUUAUUAAACAAUAGAUACACCUCACUUGACUUUUUCAGGUGGUUUUGGACACCAAUGAAUAUUGCUAUUGUAAUGAAAUAUGCUAAUGGAGGUGAACUAUUUGAGCAUAUAUGUAGCGCUGGAAGAUUCAGGGAGGAUGAUGUGAGCUUGACAUUUAUAGAUGAGACUAUAUAUAUUGUUCAUAUAUAGCAUUAUUUUCAGAGGAGAGUUAUAUAUUGUCUAAUGUAGUUUUGACGAAAAGGAAUAGAAUUUACAUAGAUAUUGUAUCUGUAGUAGCUAGCAUAGGAAACAAAUGAGGUAUAUGAUCUAUUUUUUUAUCAUUUGUAGCUUUCUUACUUUAGGUCUCAAACUUUUGUACUCAUCUUUUUUUGCUAGGCAAGAUCAUUUUUCCAGAAGAUUAUUUCAAGAGCCAGCUAUUGCCAUGAUGUAGUAAGAAAUGACUUACGAAGUUCUUCUUAACUCUCGCAGACGUACUGAAGCUUUGUUUAUCAUUCCUGUAGUCACAUUAUUUUUCUUUAUAGUAAUAGCAAAUAUGCCAG
Messenger RNA from Brassica rapa (field mustard), 9722 nucleotides. RefSeq names its product potassium transporter 9. Gene Ontology annotation, biological process: potassium ion transmembrane transport. The record is from RefSeq and is a predicted model, not a curated record. Gene Ontology annotation, cellular component: membrane. NCBI's taxonomy places the organism in Eukaryota, Viridiplantae, Streptophyta, Magnoliopsida, Brassicales, Brassicaceae. Gene Ontology annotation, molecular function: potassium ion transmembrane transporter activity.